AAGUUUAGAAGAAAAAGGAACGGGUUAGAAUCUACGGUUUCUUCUCAGUUCUCACUUUCAGAGGAUCAAAGACUCUGCAAGCUUUUCUCUAGUGAUCCAUCAAACAACCGGCAAUAGUUCAGCGACCGUUCUCCGACGGUGACGAAUUCAACAAGAAACCUCCAAUAAAUAAAUAAAUCUAUCAAGUGAAUACCAUCAGGUUAGCGUGAUCAAAUACAGACAUUAUGAGGCUCAGAUCCAUAAACUACAGAACAAAACGGACACAUCACCAUGGCUGCAAACCUCACUAGAUGCAGUGCAAAAUUUUUCCCUACACAUAUAUCCUCGCUGCAACCCAGCUCUCCACAACCGCCAACUCAGUUCUCCACAGCGACAGUAGUUCCGGCUUCCAUUCUCCACAGCGACUUCCAGUUCCGGCCUCCGGCUCCCAGUUACGAACAGGGCUUGAAUUGUGAAGGAUGAUGUACAAUGAUCCUCAGCAGCAGCGGCCGCAAAUGUAUCAGCAACACCACCCACCACCACCACCACCGCAGCAACAACAAAUAAUGCAACAUCACCAAUUUCAGCAGCAGCAAAUGGGACCACCGCCACAGAUGAUGCGUCAGCCGUCUGCUUCUUCCACAACUCUCGGUGGUUAUCAGGACUACCACCAACAACUCCCUUUCGACGCCCAUGACAACUUUGCUGCCAAAAGGAUGCGGAAAAUUGGACAACGCAGAGCUGUUGAUUAUACCAGCACUGUUGUAAGAUAUAUGCAGACUCAUUUAUGGCAACAAGAUUCACGUGACAGAACAAUAUUACAGCCAACACCAGCUGCAGCAAUUGAUAUGUUACCAACAGUUGCCUAUUCAGAUAAUCCAUCCACCAGCUUUGCUGCAAAGUUUGUUCAUACAUCACUAAACAAAAACCGCUGCUCGAUCAACCGUGUACUGUGGACCCCUACCGGUAGGCGUCUUAUAACUGGUUCACACAGUGGAGAAUUCACAUUAUGGAACGGUCAAUCUUUCAAUUUUGAAAUGAUUCUGCAGGCUCAUGAUCAGCCAAUCAGAUCUAUGGUAUGGAGUUACAAUGAUAAUUGGAUGGUCACCGGUGAUGAUGGAGGCUCUAUAAAGUAUUGGCAAAACAACAUGAACAACGUUAAAGCCAAUAAAUCUGCACAUAAGGAAUCUGUUCGUGAUCUCAGCUUUUGUAGAACAGAUUUAAAGUUCUGUUCAUGUUCUGAUGACACAAGUGUUAAAGUUUGGGACUUUGCUCGUUGCCAGGAAGAACGUUCUUUAACCGGCCAUGGUUGGGAUGUGAAGAGUGUAGACUGGCACCCUACAAAGUCUUUGCUAGUUUCUGGUGGGAAAGACAAUCUCAUGAAGCUUUGGGAUGCUAAGUCAGGGAGAGAACUAUCUUCAUUUCAUGGGCACAAGAAUACCGUUCUUUGUGUCAAAUGGAAUCAAAAUGGUAAUUGGGUAUUAACUGCUUCUAAGGAUCAAAUUAUUAAGCUAUAUGACAUUAGGGCUAUGAAAGAACUUCAAUCUUUUCGUGGUCAUAAGAAGGAUGUCACAGCACUUGCUUGGCAUCCGUUUCAUGAGGAGUAUUUUGUUAGCGGGAGUUUUGAUGGAUCGAUCUUUCACUGGCUUGUUGGGCAUGAAACUGCACAAAUUGAAAUUCAAAAUGCACAUGAUAGUGGUGUUUGGGAUCUUGCAUGGCAUCCCAUUGGGUAUCUUCUUUGCAGUGGCAGCAGUGACAACACAACAAAGUUUUGGUGCAGAAAUAGGCCUGGCGAGCCAGCUCGUGAUAAAGUCAACACGGGUAAUAAUCAAGGAGGUUACAAUGAACAAAAUCCUGCUCUUGGUGGGCGCAUGCCUGUUAAUUUUAUGGGUGGGCCAGAGCCACCAACUACUCCUGGAGCCUUUGCUGCUGGAUUGAGUCGGAAUGAAGGUACUAUUCCCGGAAUUGGAGUUGCAAUGCCCUUGUCUUCAGAUAGUUGUACACAGGGAGGAGACCAAAAACCACCCAUAUCCUCAUCAAUGCCACCACCUUUGCCGCCAGGCCCCCAUCCAUCAUUGUUUCAGCAGCAGCAAGCAGCAUAUCCACAGCAGCCACCAAAUAUGCAGCAUAUGCCACUUCAUUUACCCCGUCCACCGCUUCAUAACAUGCCCCCCAUGCAUGCUCAAAUGGGCACAAUGAACCAGAUGGGCCCACCACCUAUGCAGCAGCAAGGCCAUUUUAUGGGCAUGCAUUCUGGUACCCCACCAAAUAAUAACCAGAUGUAUCCUCCGUCAGGGGGUACGUUUAACCGACCUCCAAUGCCAGGAUUAGGUCCUUAUCAGCUUGGGAAUAUGGGAACAGUCCCACAAAAUUUUGGUACGCCUUCGGGAAUUGCUCCACCGCUGCCUCCUGGACCCCCACCACAUGGACAAACACCUCAGUAGGACUUUGUUGUUCAUCUCAUGGUCUUUUGAUUGAAUUUUCAGUGUUUUUUGGGUUGGUGCAACAAUGUGGUCAAGUGAUCUCAGGUUUAGAUGUGCACUUGGAUCAUAUUGAUUAUAUAUAUUAAUUCAUAACAUACCAACGAAUAGUGUCUAUUUUGUCUUUUAUUACUUUUUUUUUCUUUCUUUGGGUUUUGUUAGUUUUACCUUAACUUUUAACAUCGACACUUAUAGCCUUGUUUCAAUGAAUUCUCCCAUCGUA
Messenger RNA from Helianthus annuus (common sunflower), 2682 nucleotides. Its product is annotated as flowering time control protein FY. Bases 459 to 2423 code for a protein of 654 amino acids. Lineage: Eukaryota; Viridiplantae; Streptophyta; Magnoliopsida; Asterales; Asteraceae. Gene Ontology annotation, cellular component: mRNA cleavage and polyadenylation specificity factor complex. The record is from RefSeq and is a predicted model, not a curated record. Gene Ontology annotation, molecular function: protein binding. The transcript is spliced from 20 exons.